Exophiala aquamarina CBS 119918 is the source of this 1017-nucleotide messenger RNA. RefSeq lists its product as uncharacterized. Gene Ontology annotation, molecular function: protein binding. The record is from RefSeq and is a predicted model, not a curated record. The coding region runs from base 1 to 1017 and encodes 338 amino acids. NCBI's taxonomy places the organism in Eukaryota, Fungi, Ascomycota, Eurotiomycetes, Chaetothyriales, Herpotrichiellaceae. The transcript has 2 exons.
AUGUCCAAUCCGUCCUUGGGGCUUGAGAUCCUGAAGACGGGGGAGUUCUCUGACUUCACCAUCGAGUGCCAGGGCACGCAAUUUCGCGUCCAUCGCAAUGUCAUCUGUCGUGGAUCUCCUGUUCUCUACAAAAUGUGCGCCGGCUCCUUUAAGGAAGCAAGUGAGCAGAAGGCCACGUACAAUGAGGUUAUCCCUUCAGUAAUGGGUCGGGUCAUCCUUUUCCUUUACACGAAGACAUAUGAUGCAUCAAAUGUGCCCGAAAUCUUCCGGAGUCUCUGUUCAGAUCCUCCAGAGUUGGAGUUCCGCCAGAUUGAGAACGAGGGCCCGACUGAAGAAGAAGGAGAACUAGAAGCGUCCGAAAGGAUGGCUGAAGAUGAGCCUACCAUCGUGGCCGAUCCCCAGGAGGGCAGUGACACAGCACCAAAGGCGAUCAGCUCCAAUGCUCCACAAGAUUCUGAAAGUGAUGACCAAGUUUCGGAGGAGGAUAAACAAGACAAAAUUGAGAAGAUAGCAAAAUGUCUCAAGGUCAAUGCGAUGGUCUACAAGUAUGCCGACUAUCUCGGCAUCAAAGAGCUCGCGGAGCUCGCCUCCGAUCGUUUCCUAGAGGAUGCCAAGGAGGUCCACUUACUGGACAACUUCGCUGACCCAUUGGUGACUUUGUACGAGCAAGUUCCACCCUCGGACCAAGGAUUGCGACUGCGCAUCACCACUUUCAUGACUGAGAACUAUGAGGAGGUCUGCAAGAAACCCAUGACCGACCGAGUCAUGGAUUACUACACGGAUGGAUACUGGAAAGUCUGCGUAAAGCUCAUGGACAGGCAGAAAGAGCUUCACAAGACCGCGCUCGACAACGAACUGGUUCGCCUGAUCGACACUCUGGAUCUCAAUCAGAUGCGGUGCAAGCACAAGUCCAAGGUGGUGUUCCGCCUUCCUACAUCAGAAGAGAGUAUAGCUGAACAAAAGCGCUGGGUUUUCGAUUUCACCUGUCGUCUUUGCCAAAUGCGCUACCCAUCAUGA